Molecule: messenger RNA, 1155 nt
Organism: Galeopterus variegatus (Sunda flying lemur)
Lineage: Eukaryota; Metazoa; Chordata; Mammalia; Dermoptera; Cynocephalidae
Product: cadherin-5-like
Exons: 5
Biological process (GO): cell-cell junction assembly; homophilic cell-cell adhesion; vasculature development
Cellular component (GO): bicellular tight junction; adherens junction; catenin complex
Molecular function (GO): calcium ion binding; cadherin binding
Source: RefSeq, a predicted model, not a curated record
AUCAAGUCGAGCGUGAACAGAAAGAAUGCCAAGUACCUGCUCAGAGGAGAGUCUGUCGGCAAGGUCUUCCGGGUCAACGAGGACACAGGAGACGUGUAUGCCUUUGAGAGGCUGGACCGGGAGAAGACCUCCGAGUACCACCUCAUUGCCCUCAUCGUGGACAAGGACACCAACAGAGACCUGGAGUCUCCUUCCAGUUUCACCAUCAAAGUUCACGACGUGAAUGACAACUGGCCUGUGUUCACGCACCGGUUGUUAAAUGCAUCUGUGCCCGAGAUGUCGGCUGUGGGGACCUCGGUCAUCCGUGUGACAGCAGUGGAUGCAGAUGACCCCACUGUGGCAGAUCACACCUCUGUCAUGUACCAAGUCCUGAAGGGAGAAAAGUAUUUUUCCAUCGAUAAUUCCGGACUCAUUCUCACGACAACCAAUAACUUGGACCGAGAGAUGCAAGCCAGAUACGAGAUCGUGGUGGAGGCACAAGACAUCCGGGGCCUCCGGGGGGACUCGGGCACGGCCACUGUGCUGGUCACCCUGCAAGACGUCAAUGACAACUUCCCCAUCUUCACCCAGACCAUGUACACAUUUGUGGUGCCUGAAGACAUCCGCGUGGGAAGCCCCCUGGGCUCUCUGUUUGUUGAGGACCCAGAUGAGCCCCAGAACCGGAUGACCAAGUACAACAUCGUGCAAGGCGAGUACAGGGACACUUUCACCAUCGAGACAGACCCCACCCACAACGAGGGCAUCAUCAAGCCCAUGAAGCCCCUGGACUAUGAACGCAUCCGGCAAUACAGCUUCACCAUCGAGGCCAUGGACCCCACCAUCAACCUCGGAUACCUGAGAGGCACCUCCAGCAGAAACACAGCCCGCGUCUUCAUCAACAUCACAGAUGUGGACGAGCCCCCCAUCUUCCAGCAGCACUUCUACCACUUCCAGCUAUGGGAGAACCAGAAGAAACCUCUGAUUGGCGUGGUGAUAGCCACAGACCCCGAUGAGAUUCGGCGCAGAAUUGGGUAAGCACUUGGUGGGCGUGUUGAUGACAAUGACAAUGACAAUUCUGGCACUGAUGUUCUUAUGUCUGCUCGUCUGAGACCAGGACUCAGAGAGGAAAACUGGCUUCUCCCGGCAUUUGCGUGGGAAGUGGCAGAGGCAGAAUGA